AUGGCAAGUGAAACCUCGGUCAGACCCCGUGUGUUUUUCGACGUCUCCAUUGGCGGCAAGGCUGCCGGCCGCAUCACAAUGGAGCUUUAUUCCGACUUGGUUCCCAAGACUGUUGAGAACUUCAGGUGUCUCUGCACGGGUGAGAAGGGCAUCGGCAAGUCUGGGAAGCCGCUGCACUACAAAGGCUCCGCCUUCCAUCGAGUGAUUAAGCAGUUCAUGAUUCAGGGUGGUGAUUUUACUGCUGGUGACGGCACCGGCGGGGAGUCUAUCUACGGCAGUAAAUUCGAAGAUGAAGCAUUCCCUUUGAAGCAUGAGAAGUCAUUCCUUCUCUCUAUGGCCAAUGCAGGACCCAAUACCAAUGGCUCUCAAUUCUUCAUCACCACCGUCCCUACUCCUCACCUUGAUGGAAAGCAUGUUGUGUUUGGUGAAGUCUUGAACGGAAAAUCUCUCGUUCGCCAAAUCGAGAAUCUCAAAACAGAAAGCGGCGACAAGCCCAUCAAGGAGGCACUCAUUGCUGACUGCGGCGAGCUUAGCGGCGAGGAGGCACAGAGAGCCGAUGUUAAGCAGCCUGACGCCAUGGGCGACCCUCACGAGGACUACCCUGAGGACUGCAACGGUGAACUUGACGCCAAGACCAUCCUAAAAAUCGCAACCGACUGCAAGGACUUUGGAAACAAGGCGUUCAAGGCAGGCAACCUCAAUGUCGGCCUAGAAAAGUACGAAAAGGGCCUGCGAUAUCUCAAUGAGGACCCGGAUCUGGACAACGAACCCGCCUCCACUAAAGAAAGCCUGGACGCUCUCCGAUUUUCGUUGAAUAACAACUCGGCUCUACUCAGCAUCAAGCUCGAAUCCUGGGACGACGCUAUCCGCCACGCCACCUCUGCCCUCAACGUCACGGGUGCUUCUGACGCCGACCGCGCCAAGGCCUUCUAUCGCCGUGGUGUAGCUCAUGUACGCGCCAAGGACGAAGACGCUGCUCUCAAGGAUCUCGAAGAGGCGAUCAAGUUGGCUCCCAACGAUGCCAUGGUGGCCAAGGAACUUGCUUCCGUCAAGACCAAGGCUACUGCGAGAGCAGCAAAGGAGAAGGCUGCGUUUACAAAGUUCUUUUCGUGA
Messenger RNA from Metarhizium album ARSEF 1941, 1113 nucleotides. RefSeq names its product 40 kDa peptidyl-prolyl cis-trans isomerase. Bases 1 to 1113 code for a protein of 370 amino acids. NCBI's taxonomy places the organism in Eukaryota, Fungi, Ascomycota, Sordariomycetes, Hypocreales, Clavicipitaceae. Gene Ontology annotation, molecular function: protein binding; peptidyl-prolyl cis-trans isomerase activity. The transcript has 3 exons. The record is from RefSeq and is a predicted model, not a curated record. Gene Ontology annotation, biological process: protein folding; protein peptidyl-prolyl isomerization. Gene Ontology annotation, cellular component: intracellular membrane-bounded organelle.